Messenger RNA from Clunio marinus, 757 nucleotides. The record is from the annotation of a GenBank genome assembly. Lineage: Eukaryota; Metazoa; Arthropoda; Insecta; Diptera; Chironomidae.
AUUCACAAGUCUGCGUAAUCCCAAACAAACCACUUUCUUCUUCGAGUUUCUUUUUCACAGAAGAACAUUCAUCAAUAAACAUGGGUAAAGUUCUUAGUAUUGCUGUCGGCAAAGCUAAAAGAUUUAAUGUGGAAAACAGAGCACAACGGGUCAUUUCUCAGGAAAAGCCAACACCGGCUCCAAAAUAUGAUGCAAACGUAAAAGAUCUUCAAAGAAUAUUGGAACAACAUCCUGAGAUUGUUGAUGAAGUUAAUAGAAAAAGUGCAGAAUUAGAUGAUCGACUUAAGAAAGUUUUCGUUACCUCAUCGGAAUAUGUCGAUCAAAGACGCAUAAUAAAUCCCGAGAAGCCUCUUCCAGUGAAUCGAAAAUAUGUAGAAGAUUUCGAGUUUGGUUUCAAAGAACCUGAGCCUGAAAAGGUGGCGUUAGGGAAAUGUACACUUCGUCAAGCGAUUCAAUUCUUAUCAGAUCAUCAAUUAGAUGGUGGAAAAUGGACAGCCGAGAAAAUUGCACAAGAAUUUAAGUUAAAACAAGAUAAUGUUCAAAAUAUUCUCGAUCAUUUUCAUAUGUUCAAUAUCCAUAUUUCAAAGAAAGAAGGAAAAGCAAAGAAAUAUCUUCUGGAUGAUUAUCGUGAACGAUCAGGGAAAAUUGAUGAAACAUUGAAAGGAACAAGAAAGUUCUAAAUUUUCAUUCUUAUUAGGUUGAAUGUAUUAUGUUAAGAUAGUAAAUUAAAGCGAAAAAAAAUUUAGAUAAAAAAAGA